UCCUUCCUUCCCUCCCUUCCUCCCUCUCUCCUUCCCUCCCAGCUCCUGCACCAGGAAACGGCCCGGAUCCCAGCAGCGGCCUGACCCGUGAGAUCCCUAACCUGGCAGGCGGGCGGGGUUGGAGACCAGUUGAAGGUGGGGGUAAGGGCUCCACGCUGGCCGGGAGGAUGAAAGGCCCCAGCUGGGGGCUCCUUGCCACCAGCGCUGGGUCCUAAGAGCUGCCAUCCAGGCUGGCCGCCCGGAUGGCGACCCCAGCCUCGGCCCCAGACACACGGGCUCUGGUGGCCGACUUUGUAGGCUAUAAGCUGAGGCAGAAGGGUUAUGUCUGUGGAGCUGGCCCUGGGGAGGGCCCAGCAGCUGAUCCACUGCACCAAGCCAUGCGGGCAGCUGGAGAUGAGUUCGAGACCCGCUUCCGGCGCACCUUCUCUGAUCUGGCAGCUCAGCUGCAUGUGACCCCGGGUUCAGCUCAGCAACGCUUCACCCAGGUCUCUGACGAACUUUUCCAAGGGGGUCCCAACUGGGGUCGUCUUGUGGCCUUCUUUGUCUUUGGGGCUGCCCUGUGUGCUGAGAGUGUCAACAAAGAGAUGGAGCCACUGGUGGGACAAGUGCAGGAGUGGAUGGUGGCCUACCUGGAGACGCGGCUGGCUGACUGGAUCCACAGCAGUGGGGGCUGGGCGGAGUUCACAGCUCUAUACGGGGACGGGGCCCUGGAGGAGGCACGGCGUCUGCGGGAGGGGAACUGGGCAUCAGUGAGGACAGUGCUGACGGGGGCCGUGGCACUGGGGGCCCUGGUAACUGUAGGGGCCUUUUUUGCUAGCAAGUGAGAAAGUUCAGGGCCAGGUGGGGCUAGGUGUGGCUGGGGGCCAGGAGAGCAGGAACAGAGAACAAGAAGUGAAGUGAAUGGUUGGGCAUGGAACAGGGAAGGGGAGAGGUAGCAUGUGAGGGAACCAAGUGUGCCAGGCAGGUGAUUGGAAGAGUGAGCUACAGUUAUUAAGGAGUUUUAAGAAAAUCAGAGGACCAGGAGAUGGAGUCAUUCCAGGGUUUGGGGGGAGGUGGGAGGGAUCAUGCCUAUAGGUAUGGGCACAUGAAACUACCCAGAGAUGAAUUUGCAGCGCUGAGGAAGGUGGACUUGCAUAAGGAGUUGUGUCUCCCCUGGAUAAGUGGGUUUUGGGGAACUAGAAGGCAUAUCCCUUUGGAAUGGAAGCUUAGGGUUCUCAGGUGAUUGGGAGAGGUGGCUGUGGCUGUGGGCUGCUUGGACACAAGUGUGCAUGUGCACGGGUACUCGUGUGCAUGCUGGGCUGUUUGUCUAAUCUGGAGGUGGUUCAGAUUCUUCAAGGAGAAAACAUUCCCUUUUGCAGUGGCAAGAACAAGGGACAGUUCUCUGCCCCUCCUCCCAAACCCUCUUUUCCCUUCCCCUUGUCCAGAUGCCUCAAGGCUGAAGGAGAAACACUGUAUCCAGACGGAGGGCUCUGGCACUUCUCAGCAGAAAGUUGUUGGUAGGGCUUUGGAGAGAAAGCAAUUCUGCAGCUGGCCUUGUUCCUUCAUUACCCAUUUUCCUGUGCAUCAUGAACUUCCUGCUGCCUCCUGGGCUCUGACAGAAGUGCAGGGCUCUGGAGCAUGGGCAGGUGAAGGCUUCUUCAGUAGCUGGAUAUGCCUGCCACCCUCCCCUCCCACUGGGGCACAAUGGUGCCUAAUAGCUCUGGGACCUCUGUACCCAAACUGAAACUCUAAAUUGGGGCUCAAUUUUCCUUUUGAGGAUGUAGACAUAAAUGCUGAUCUAGAAUAUAGUCUGGGUCCCACACUGUUUCUCAGUGAGACUGUUGAUUCCUUGAAAAGACCAUUCUAGCUUGAGCCCUGUGGGGUGAGGGUGACAGGUACUCUAUGACUGGGCCUAUUCUGUGUUGUGGGCUUUGGUGCUGCUUUAUUAGGGGCAGGUGUAUGGGUUUGAGAGUACCUACCACGAUCUGGAAGCAUUUAUAUUUCAUUGAAGCCACGCUGUUUGCAUGGGUGUUGUUUGUCUGUACCUCAGAGUCUGAGGAUGCUAACUUUAGAACUCACAGUCCUCUAGAACAGAUUCAGGCUAUAGCUUUUUCUUUUAAAGAAGAAAUGAUUCACUCCAGAUGCAUGUCCUGAGCCAGACCUCACUGCUGCACUUUCCAAGGUGCUAAAAUUUGCUGCUCUCCAAUGCUGACUUCAUUCACAGUGCUCUAGAACCCUGCCCAUAAUCCUGAGCACUGAUCAGUUUAGCUAGACAUGGUUGACUCUUCUUGGAGAUUUUUACUUGGUCCCAGAAUAUGGCAACAUGGAUGUGUUUGUUAGAAAGUGGGACCAAAUUGGCCUCAGGUGUUUAGUCCAGACUUUUGCUUUUGAGAGAGGGCUGCACUUUUUAAUGGUCUCUAUGGGGGAGGUGGUAGACUGCAUAUGCCACUUGGUCUGUUGUGAGUAUGCUGAUAUUAGAAACUCAGAGCUGGUCUAUGGCAGGCAGUUGGGGUGGGGGGUCUGACUUGCUCAGGACUAACUAGGCCAGUGGUUUUCAAACUGCUUGGCAGAGCCCCAAAGUAUCCUAGGGGUUGCCUCAGGAGUCCUUGGGGAGAUGAAGGGGAUGGGGGCUGAGCAGGCUGGGCAACUUGCCCUCAAACAGAACAGCUCCUCUUGUAGCUGUCUUACAUACCGGGGUUCAGGGUAAGAUUUUAUUUGCAUUAAGGGUUUUGCUGCUGAAAAAUAAAAGUUGGAAAACCACUGACUAGACCAUCAGCUCCAAAUUGGAGCCUGUGCUCCCCAAGGUUUGGGGCAGACUCUUCACUCUACCCACUACCACAAGAUACUUAUCUGUGUUAGCAUUCCUGGGGGGCUUUAGCAAACUGGGGCAGCAGGGACCAUGAUCAGGUUACCAAAGUGCCCCAUUCUGAGGCCUUCACACCUGGGUGGAAGGAGAGGCUUUUUUAUGAAAGGGUAAAGGGCUUGGUCUGGAUUCCCAAAAGCAGAGCUUGGAUGAGAUCACAGUGGGCAGUUUUGACCUGUUUUGCCCUUCUUAGUUUGAGGAGCAGUGGAAACCCCAGAGACUCUUCUGUCAGGGAAAACUAGGGACUCUCUUCUAGAGCCAUAUAGUUCCUUGGGAUUAGCUCUUGGCCAAGAAGGCUGAGUAUGGCUCCCAGUUUUUAAAUUCAUUUAUUUUUUUUUAAUGAGGAAAAUAAAUGUAAUGGCCAUUUUUCAAAGAUUAAAUAGGUGGAGAGGGUGUUUCUUGCUCUCCAGAGCCCAAAGGGACAAAUAGGGACUUUGCUUAGGCCAAGGAAGGACUGGAAGUAGGGCAACUGGGUCCUGCGAUUAUUAAUUGUACUCCCCACUUAUUGUAGGGCAUACAUACACUAUUUUACUUUUUUAAAAUCAUAAAACGGCAGGAGAACAGAUUUGGUUAGUUUAGAAGAAAAGAAAAAGCUCUAUAAAUAUAAAUAUAUAUUCCUGUAUUUUUAUUUAAUAAUUUAUAAAUAUCAAGUUCAUUUGACUUUUAUUUUUGUGUAAUAUGUAAUGGUCGUAUUAAAAAAAUAAAUAAAGCCCAGAAGUUUAAUGAGAA
Molecule: messenger RNA, 3571 nt
Organism: Marmota monax (woodchuck)
Lineage: Eukaryota; Metazoa; Chordata; Mammalia; Rodentia; Sciuridae
Gene: Bcl2l2
Product: BCL2 like 2
Exons: 4
Coding region: 243-824 (193 amino acids)
Biological process (GO): extrinsic apoptotic signaling pathway in absence of ligand; intrinsic apoptotic signaling pathway in response to DNA damage; negative regulation of intrinsic apoptotic signaling pathway
Cellular component (GO): mitochondrial outer membrane
Molecular function (GO): protein homodimerization activity; protein heterodimerization activity
Source: RefSeq, a predicted model, not a curated record